AACUUUGUUGGGUUUUUCCCAUUUUGAUACUUUCUUCUACAAGUGUAUUGUUGGUUACAAAAAUCUGACCUUUAUUUUGAGUAGCGAGUGAAGUAAAACACUUUGUGAUUUCACUUUUUUUGCUUUGGGGUUGUGGGGUUUGAACUUUUGGUCACUGUAAAUUCUCUUGUUGGGGACUUGCGUCUUAGGGAAAAGGUAAUAUUUGAAAAUAUUUGGGGUUUCAAAGCGUUUCUUGUUCUUGCUUAGCGCUGUGCUUCUUUUGCAAGCUUCAAUGUUGAGGAUUUAUGGGUUUAAUGGAAGUUUCGAAGUGAAUUUCUCUUCUUUAUUGCCGUUUUCAAAGGUUUAAGUGCUUCUGCUCAUGUAUCAAUUGCAUCUAAAGAAGUUUUUUCAGUUGAUUUUCUUGUUUUAAGGUGAGAUCUUCAGGGUCUUUAGUUCAUCAGUUGCUUAAAUUAUGUUCAAAGAGUCUGGAUUUUACUGCUGGACAUUUUGUGGCUCAAAUUACUGUUUCUACACUUGGCAUUUUGGCUUCAAGGUCUGACAUUUGUCCAACCAAUGCUGUUUACAUUUUCUGCAAUCAGAAUAUUGUUGUUUGGUUAAAGACUUGCUUAGCAUCUUGGUGUAAUUCUGGGAUCUAGAGGUUUAAUUUUUAGUUGAUUGCUAGAAAGUGUAAAAGAGAUGGAUUUUUUGAAAAUUAAGAGGUUUAGGAAAGUCCAGAAACCAGAUCCUGAGAAGGGUUUGGUGGAUAAUAAUGUGACACAACCAGAACUGAAAGAUGAUAAUGAUGAUGGUGACAUUGGUGUAAAUGGAUCAUCCAAACCUGAUCUUGCGGCAUCGGACGUCGAGGAUGACGAAGACGAUGAUUUUAUAACAAACGAGGUGAAGAGUAGAUUGAAAGAACUAAGAAGAAACAGUUUUAUGGUGUUGAUUCCCGAGGAGGAGGAAGAGGAGUUGUACCCCGAGGAUGACGAAGCCGAGGCCGGUGAGACCAGCUCGAGUGAAUGGAGGGAUGUGGAAGCAGAAGGCAGAGAGUGGUGGGGUGGAUUUGAUGCUGUUUAUGAGAAGUAUUGUGAGCGAAUGCUGUUCUUUGAUAGGAUAAUUGCACAAGAGGUCAAGAAUGCUGGCUCUAUAAAUCCUUCACCAAAAUCGGCAUCUAAGAAACAUGCAUCACCUCUUAGUUGCCUUUCCUUGAAGAAGAUUGAGGAACCCGAUGAGGAAACCGAGCAACUGCAGCAGCCGACAAACGACCCAUAUCAUGACCUUGAGGUAGCAUAUGUGGCUCAAAUUUGCUUAACUUGGGAGGCAUUUCAUUGCCAAUACACACAACUUAGCCAGUUAGUUUUGUGCCAACCCGAUAAUCCCGCUUAUUACAACCACAGUGCUCAACUCCUUCAACAGUUCCAAGUCUUAUUACAAAGGUUCAUUGAAAAUGAGCCUUUUCAGGAUGGUCCUAGAGCUGAAAUAUAUGCCCGCGCUCGGCAUGUUUUGCCUAAGCUUCUUCAAAUCCCAAACAUACAAGGUAGGGAUCAGAAGGCUAAAGUGGAAGACGAAUCCGAUUAUUUGGUCAUCGCUCCUGAUAUCAUUAGGAUUAUCGAUAGCGUAAUCCUUACAUUCCAGCUGUUUGUAAAAAUUGACAAGAAAAAACAUACUCUGUUUGGAAAUCAGAAUCCGAUGGCUACCCCACUUCAACAAGUUAAAUCUUUAUUAGAAAAGAAAGCGAUGAAGCUGAAGGAACUGCGUAAAAAGAGAAAGGGGUGGAAAAAGAAAUCCUGGCCACCAACACCGGAAGAUGUUCCAUUGUUGUUUGCUCUCAUUGAUGUCAAUAUUAUAUCCCGGGUUCUCAGAAUGGAAAAGAUCAGUAAAGAGCAGUUGUUUUGGUGCGAAGAAAAGAUUAAAAAACUAGAUUUGUGUGACGGGAUGUUGCAGAGAGACCCGUCGCCCAUCCUUUUCCCAUGCUAAUUGCUGUUAUCAACAGAGUGGUUUAACGGACGGAUAGCUGCCGAAAGACCCCUCUCUUUAUCAUACAAAACUAGGGUUGUUACUAAUUUUCUCCUGGGAAUGCUGUUGACAACAUGAUGCAUUGCCAUUUCCCAGUUUUUGUUGAUUAAACUAGUUGUGAUUUAAGGAUGUGUGGUUGUCCUCCUAACCGAAAUUUUCGAAAAGUAGAGUGGCCUUGCUGCAAUAUUUUCCCAGGUAUUUGUAGUUGUCCAUUAAGCAAGUGUUGUGUUUAAGUUGUAUUUAAGACAUUUGAACUUCAUCAACCUUUUGAUGUCUCAGAA
Messenger RNA from Hibiscus syriacus, 2276 nucleotides. RefSeq lists its product as uncharacterized. The transcript is spliced from 4 exons. The record is from RefSeq and is a predicted model, not a curated record. Bases 676 to 1956 code for a protein of 426 amino acids. Lineage: Eukaryota; Viridiplantae; Streptophyta; Magnoliopsida; Malvales; Malvaceae.